GGAUUUCUGGUUUAGAUUAUCAUAUUUUUUUUAUUUAUUUGAAGUUUUCUGAAUUUGGACUUUUCUAAACUCAAGGUGCUUUAACAUUUAGAAUUUAAUCUGAAAAUGCGAGAUUAUAAUAUAUAUAUAUUUCAAUUUAAUCUAUUGAGUUUAGUUGAAAAUUUGUGGAAUUAUGUAUUACUUGCUUUAUUUUUUUAAUAGCUUAUACUGUUAGUGAAUUAGAUAGAUUUACUCCUGUUAUACCUAUAUCUAAGUUGAAAUUAUAUAUGCCUUUGCAUUCCAAAUAUGAAAAAUUGGAAAUUAGGCAUAGCCUAUUGAAAUUGGUGUUUUGAUAUGAAUGUGUUAUGCUUCUAUUUGUGCAAAUCUGUAUCGUACCAUGGUAGGAUAUUCAACAUUUGAGUUUGUGUUGAACAAAUAUGCAAUGGAAGUGCUUUGUAGAAUUAUCAAAGGAAUUCUCACCAAUAAGGUUUGUUUUACAUGAUUUUUUUAUGUGCAAUUGUUUUUACUAUCAAAUUCAUGCUCAUAUUUUAGUUUAAUAGCUUUUCAUUUUUGAGAUGGUUAUAAUGGGGGUUUUAUUCUACCAAUCAAUUGGUGGGUCUUUUUUUUGGUCCUUUUUCAUUUUCUGCUUUUUUUUUUCUGGUUUUGUAAUGGUGAAUGCAGUAUGAUUGAUGGUUUUGCAGGGGAAGUUCUAUUAAUAGGUAUUUACAAUGGAAGAGUGGUAAGGUUUGGAGCAAGUCAUUUUCCGCUGGGGAUGAUUCUUGUAAUUCUUGUUCUGAAUUGGAGGUAAUUUGCAAUAGAAAAUUUUCCCUUUCUUAUGUUUUUGUCCCCCCAAAACGAUGGAGAUUGCAAGAAGUAAGGGUUUUUGAACUCGUUUUUAGUCUUCGAAUUUACAUCACUCUCGCUCCUCGUCUUUAUAAAUCUUAAGCUUAUCGAGGGUUGAUUUGAUGUAUUCUAUUAGGAAGCAAAGAAGCAUCGGCAUAACAAUAGACUUUUAAGGGGAGACAUAUGAAAACAUGAAACACAUUGUUAUGAUAUGAUAGUCUUGACAGAUGGCAGUCGAAUUCUUGGCCUUGGUGACCUUGGAGUUCACGGGAUCGGAAUACCAAUAGGAAAACUUGAUAUGUCUGUUGCGGCUGCUGGUCUCAACCCACAAAGAACCGUCUUUGAGAACAGUUUGAUGCAACAUCAUGUUGCCCUUCCUCCUAAUGCAAUGGGAAAAAUCACUUACAUAGCUUCCCCUGGUCAAUAUUCAUUGAAGUAUACUGUGCUGGAACUUGAGUUUCAAGGUGUCAAAAAGCAAUUCACCAUGCUUCAGGUUGGCUGCUUACAACUUUCACUUAUUUGGAGGAUCAACAGACGAUUUUCUCGAACUAAGGAGGAGCUCAAGGGACUUAUAUGCCGCUUAUACCACUCUAAUAUACCCAUCAUAUCAAGUGUCGGGAGGCUUGUUCAUAUUGAUUUUGGUUUCAUCUUGGAAACAUCACCUGGUGGAAAUAUGCGGUUCGAGAGUGCACAUUUCAAGUUGAGCCAUGAGAUGACUCAAUUACUAGAUCCAUCGGGAGUUAUGAAAAGUGAAACCUGGGACAACUUUGUAAGUGCUUGUGUUCAGUUGCUGAGGAAAUUGCAAGGUCAGGAGGGGGAUAUAGCGGGAGAAGAAGCAUCAAUGACAGCAAAUAAAAUUUUUCAGCUCUUCACUCAGGUUUCUUUUUUACUUGAACUUGUACACACGCACAUAUCACCUUAUGCAAAAGACACUCUAAUAGCCCUUCUUUCAGAUCAUUGAGUCCCUUUCAGCUAUUCCAUCCCCUGAACUUGCAUUAAGGUUGUAGCUGCAAUGUGCUGAGGUAAUCUUGAGUCUUGACUUAAACCAACUCUGCAUAACAGUCAUUGGUUAAAUAGUGAAUUGAACCCUGAAAAUUAUUUUAGAUGAUAACAAAUUUUAUUGAACUUCAAGAGAUGCCAUUUUUCUAAUUGAUAGUUGGGAAAAGGCAUACUGAGAUAAAUAAUGUUGCUCAUGAGAGUGCAAGGUUUCUGAUGGAACAGGUGCUUACAAGAAUAAAUAGCUUUAUUUGUGACAUUCUUAGGGCUGUUACCAAUGUUCCAUUAAUUUAUUAUGUUGAUUCCAGGCAUUAGGGAUCAAUAAUUUUAUUUUAAGAUGAUACGAAGGGGGUGCUAUCAUCAUAAACCCUGAUAGUGUGGCGGAUGCUUUCCUUGCCAGCACCUUUCCUUGCCAGCACCUUGCGUUACAUUCAGUUCCAAAAACAAAAAGGCAGUGUAGUGGGUGAGAAAUUCGAUUCCGUUAAACUGUAAAUUGUUGACUCAUGUAAAGAAGUAAUGCAUGGCAGUUAGAGAUGUAAAUAGGCGUUUAUUCUGGAUUUGGAUUUCAUAUUUGCUUGAUUAUAUCUUUUAUUAAACUGUAAGUUAUUGAGUCAUGUAAAUUGUAUUAUAUCUUUUAUUACCAAGACUUAUUUGAUUAAGAAAAUGUAUUGUAUUUUUU
Molecule: messenger RNA, 2497 nt
Organism: Gossypium raimondii (Peruvian cotton)
Lineage: Eukaryota; Viridiplantae; Streptophyta; Magnoliopsida; Malvales; Malvaceae
Exons: 6
Coding region: 1034-1783 (249 amino acids)
Biological process (GO): phosphatidylinositol phosphate biosynthetic process; phosphatidylinositol-mediated signaling
Cellular component (GO): cytoplasm; plasma membrane
Molecular function (GO): 1-phosphatidylinositol 4-kinase activity; malate dehydrogenase (decarboxylating) (NAD+) activity
Source: RefSeq, a predicted model, not a curated record